UUCAGCUGCCACUCAGUGACAGCGCAGGAAGUACCGCUACAGCUUUUACCACUUUUCCUACAACCAGAAAGCAGCGUGAGCAGCAGUCGACUGAGGAAACAACAGCUACAGAUUACUCCCUGGUUGUCGUCGUAUGUGUGACACUGGUUUGCGUUGCGCAGUUGGCUGUUUUUCUACUACAGAUUCUUUACAAAUGGAGGUCCAAGAAGGAAACUGAUGGUUUGAACAAUGAGGAAACAGACAGCAAAAACAUGGAGUUUGCCACCUAUGAAAACUUGGGUCCCUUCUCCCGAUGUGAAGACUCCACCUACCAGAGUCUCGACUUUGCCAGCAGGGAUAAGGACCAGAUCUACUCUACACUUCCACAGGACGUGUAUAGUUGCUGAAUGGACACUUUUUUAUAUAAAGCUGUGUGUUUGGUUCUUCCUUCAUCUGAUUUACUUUAUGCUGAACGAUAACAAGUGGGACAAAGUUCCUUUACAAAUAUAAGCAAAGUAAAAUCUCAUUAUUUUCUCGAUUUAUCUUUUUCUGUUAAAAAUAUCAGAAAAUAGCAAAAACUGUUGGUUGUUAGUUUCCUAGAGCUUAUAUCGCCACAGAUGACAAGCUGGAGGGGGCAGAUUUCAAAAGCAGAGGCCGUAGGGGGAUACAUUUAAAAUCUACUGAAGAUACUUUAACCAAGGUACCAACCAUGUCAUGCUAGCAUAUCGGGGAGGAGGCAAAAUAAUGUUGUAAAAUUGGGCGAAAUAUUGGCGAUGGAAAAACAUUUUCAAGGCAUUUUUAAAGGGAUUCCCUGACCUCUGAAGUCGACAUAUCUGAAUGAAAAUGGGUUUUAUGGGUAUCAACAAGUCUCCCUUUUGCAAACAGUUUCUACUACUCCCAUGCUGUUCUUUUGUAUAUUAUUAUACCACAUGCAACUGGGGUCCAUAAACAGUGUUGGAAUUGCAUACAUUGCGAAUUGGGACAUAAGUUGGUGCUGCUCUUGUGCCACCCAAAUCAGAGAAGUCUGGAAAUGCCCCUGAUUGUACGGCGGCCCUGAGAGCUCACAUUGUCAAAUUGUUGAAGAUUGUUUGCAUGUAUUUUAUAUGAAGUGUCAGUGAGCUCUCAGGGUCACUGUGGUAUUUGACAAAAACUGACAUUGUGACCUUAGAGGAGAGUGCUUGAUGAGAAGUCAAACAAUCACCAAAGUGCAAUACUCCAGUUCAUCCUGAGGAGGGACGUGUGUAUACCAAAUCAUUAUCAUUCAUUUAUUUAACAUUUCACUCAAAAUCACAAAUCCCAACCCUGUGGUGCUGCACAGAGGAUCACCCAAGUUACCCGGGAACCAUGAAGGUCAACCUGGGUGCCAGGCCACUGAGUAAAAACCAGUUACUCACUACGGGACUGAGACUGACAGCAACUGGUGCCAAACACACUGCAGUUUCUUUAAAUUUAAAAAGUCACAAUUUGCUGCUGAAAAGAGGAAACAGACAGUUCUUUUUUUUUUUUUGCAGAAUUGCCCCCUAUACUGUACCUAAAAAAGAUCAACCACUUCCUGUUUCCCUUCUUCGUUCCACGUUUCCUUUACGUUAAAAAACAGGGUGAAAAGUGAGGCUCAGAUGGAGAACAGAGAUGGUGCUAGAGCUAAAAUAUGUUUUGGUUAACUUUUAGUAUCACCGUUUUUUGAUCUGAUGUGUUUCUGAAACAGGAUGUUGAAUGUAUGGGAUAUCAGUCUGGGAGAGAAGUUUGAGGAUGUCAGGGGAAAGGAUAAUUUAAAGAACUGUGAUAUUAGUUUUUGUUCCAGGUACAGGUACAGCAUUAGGUCAGUCACUAUUUACACUGUUGACUGUUAACUGUUGAGAGGAAGCAACAGAGGGUUUUUUUAAAAAAUGCUUACGAAAUUGAGAUGUUGAGUAAGAGCUCAGUUCUAAGAAUGAGGGGGAGCAAGAGGGGAGGGGACAUGUUUGAAAGUCGUUUAUUGAGGAACUUUAAACUUAAGACGGACGGAGAAAGUCGGUAGUAGCAGUUCUCCUGGAGAUUAAUGAUUUUUUUUUUUCAAAUGAAAAUGAACAUCCAUCAUUUCCUGUUCUUCUGCUUCUCAUCAGCAGCACUAUUUGAUGGAAGCGCUGGACUCGAUCAAUCCCAACCUUUUAUAAAAAUGAAAGGCGAAGAUUUCAGAAAUCCAUUCGCCUUUCAGGCACCGACAGGAAGCAGGAUGUACCUGUGUAGGAACGACUGCAAAAAGGAAGACAUUGUCGUGGAAACAAAUGGGAACAGAGCUAUGAGUGGCAGAUACACCAUUAGAUACGACAGGGUUGAGAAUAAAGUGGUGGUGGUCAUCUUGGAGCUGACCCAGUCUGACGCGGGGUGGUACACAGUCGGUGUGAAUGGGUCAUCACUCGGUCCAUACAGGUUCGAGAUUAAAGUUAAAGAAAUAUGUGAUAGAGUUAUCUUUGGCGAGUCCAGAGUCCACAGCGCGACUGAAGGAGGAAACAUCACAAUCACGUGCCACUUGUUUUCACAACAGCUAAACAGGAAGUUCUUCUGUACAGAGGAAUGUAACACUUUUCUCAUUGACACCAAUGACGUGGAAGCUAUGAGUGACAGAUACAUCAUUGUAUACGGAAGCAAUAUGUUUAAAGUGACCAUCACACAGCUGACCAAGUCUGACUCAGGGUGGUACCAGUGCGGCGUGGGAAGACUGGGCGUAAAUGAAUGCCAGAAGUUUGAGAUCACAGUUACAGGAGGUGUCGGGUUGCGUCCGGUUGUUUAUUCGAUUGUGGUUAUUGUGCUGUUGGUCGUUUGUGUACUACUCCUCUACAAACGGAAGACAAGAAAUGUUGACUAUGUGAACACCAGGGGAACUGAGAGGAACAUGGAGAUUCCCAUCUAUGACGACUGUUCUGCAGUGUCCACACACGAAGAACCAGUCUACCAAGAACUUGAUCCGUGCAGCAUUGAUCGCAGCGUGUACAAUUCACUGGAGAAGUAAUCGAUAACAGUAUUCAGAUAUCAGCAUGUUUUCAUUCUUCAGUCAAAUCUGAACACACACAAACAACUGAAGUAACAUUUUUUGUAGUGUAUAUUUUCUUAAAUCUAAGCAAAGUUUUCAAAAAAGUUUUUUUAUGGUGUAUAUUUUGUGUCAUGACACAGAUUGAUCAUAAUUUAAACUAAUAUGGGCUAAAAAAAAAAAAAACAGGGUCUAGAUAGUAUUUCGUAUUAGACGUGCAGGAUGAAGCUUUAUGGGUGAAGUGCAGCAGAGGUAAGAGGGGAAGCGGGAGGCAGGCGGUGAUCCUGAAGCACAGGAGGUUGGUCUAAAAGGCAAAGACGAGGAAUCAAAAAACGAACAAAAGAGCAAAGUUUGGCCGAAGCGUAGCCCCCCACUCAGGGUGUGGAUGAGCGGUUGCAGAGGGUAGUUACACUGCCGGUUGCUGGGAUGAUGAGAGGAAGGUGAGCUGAUUGAGACCAUGUGCCACACCCAGAGACCGGAUACAGACUGGAAACACACGGAAGGGAAUAAACACACUAUAAGUUUUAUUGGGACUUAGUAUCAAAAACACACGUGGAGUCAAGAGUCACGAGUAAUAUACAAUGUAAAGUAAGUAAGUAAAAUGUAAAGUAAAUGUAAGUAAGUAAAAUGUAGUUAAAGUAAUAAAGUAUCUGUUAUAAGCAGAAUGGUGAGUUAUAGGAACUCUUUGUGAGUAUUAAUAAAAGUGGAUAAAUGACUUUUACUUUAUAAUAAAUGUCACUUUUAGCAGUUUGGUCACAGCAGGCCCAGUUCUCAUAGUUUUGGUGUAUAAAUAAAGUUUCUCUAUCCUGUCCACAUCUUUCUGUUGCAGCGCCACAAUAAGGAAGUGAGUCCUGUGACAGACACACCUGAUGUCUGUUUGAUCUCUUUUUAGAUCACGGAGUUUGUCGUAACAGCCUGUAAAAUGCUGCUGACUGCUGUUAAUAUAUGUGAGAUAUAUUGGAAGAGAGUUGUAGCUACAGUGGGGGUGAUAUUUGUGUGUUAAACAGAUCAUAAUUUAGAUACAGCGAGAGACAAAAAUGUCUGAUUCCUCUCCUCCAAAUCUAAACUGACAAGGCUGAAUACAUUUUUAUAUUACACAAACUUUAAAGUACUUUAAAUGGUUGAGGCAGGAUUAAAACAAACACAAACAAAUAAAAUAAAACGGAAGCAAAUAUCUAACAAUAAUAUAAGAUUAAAGCAAUAAUAAUAAUGAAUAGAAAUAAGAGUGUGCCACAUUACCAUCGUCAUCGUCGUCAUCCUGUAGGUGUAGAUGAAGCGAUAAGCGUUUAAACCACAGAGGGGAAGGGGGAAAUCACAUUAACCAGCUUCCUGAUUGAUUAGACAGACGGAGGCUGGAAGGAUUGACGGGAUACAGGCAGAUUUUUCUUCAUCUGGAUUAAAUUCAGAAUGAAUAUCAACCAUGUUCUGUUCUUCUGCUUCUUAUCAGGUGAGGAAGUUUGAGUAUGUUUCUCCGUACUGUACAAAUGUUGGAAGUGUUGGUUGUGGAUGUUUAUCUUAUAUAACACGUCGCUGCUGCAGUGUCUCCACGAUCUAAUGUAAUCUGUCAAAAAAUGACUUAUUGUUCAUCGUGAUGUGUUACAGUAGGAACAUUUAUUAAAGGAUAGGUUCACAUUUUUGCAAUUCUGUAUUAAAACAGUAGUCAGGUGUUCAUAUUAACAUUGCAACAAGUUUUCUUGCUGUAGUCAUUCCUCCUGUUUAUACCGGCCAGUAAAAUUCACAGUUCCAAAGUUAUCUGAAGUUGACAGUUAAAUUUUAUUUAUACCAAAGGUACUAGGAAAUUCCCUCUUUGUGUUCCUGUCCCUCCUCCGCAGCUCUGUACUCAAACGCUGGAAAUAAUCGAUGUUGUCCGGGAAAUCUUUAUUUUAGCCCCUCACUCAGAUCGCAUAUGUAAAACCAGUAAUACCAGACGGGAAUGGACAUCCUGUAGACAGUAAUAUCUACAUGCAGACGGCCUAUUAAAGAUCACAUUUGUUGUUGUGGUUUAAAAUAAAUUCAACUUGAUUUGAACUAGAGGAAUAUCGUCUGAGACUGCUACGCUGAGUGCCCCAUAAACUCUGACCCCCUACGAUGCCUACCAGUAAAUUAUAAGAACGUUUGUGAGCAAGUGCCUGGAAAAUGUCCUGGAAAAUGAUUUCUUAAAAAAAGUGUGGGAACCCUGUUGGAUGUUUGGUCUUCACUGUGAAGAGUUUGACACUAGAAGGAUGUUUUCACAUUCAUCUGCUGAGAGUGGAAGGUUUAUCUGAGCUCAAUGAAAACCUGUUUUUUUAAGAGGCGAGGCCUACGAGCAUAAUUUGUGACAUCAUUAAGUAUGAUAUAGAAACUUGAAGCCUAUAGGACUAUCCUGUGUCGUCCUCCGCUGCAUUUUUGUUUUAAAUGUGCAAGCUGGGAGGGGGCGAGCAGAAUUUGGGGGUUUAGUUCCCCUUUAAACUCGCUAAUGGCUGCCUCUGUCUCAUAUCUGUUUCUCUGUUUGUGAUGGAUUAACUGUCAUUAACUUGCCGUCUCUUUUAAAGUAAAUCUGCAAUCCAUAACAUCCUGAUCAUUCGUAUUCGCUAUUUUCCUUCUUCUCAGCAGCAUUGUGUGGUGGGAACAGCGGGCUGGUCGAUGCAGAAACAUUCACUCACACUGAAGGAGAAAAGAUUAUAGUUGCCUGCCACUUUAGUGUGUUUGGAAGAAGAAAGUUCCUCUGUAAGGACGAGUGUAAUAAGGAAAACAUUCUGGUUGAAACGGCAGGCGACAGUGCUCAGAGUGGCAGAUACAGCAUUCUGUAUGAAGAGGGAACUUUUCCGCUGUCUUCUACGGUUCUGUAUGUGAGCAUCGCACAGCUGACCAAGUCUGACGCCGGACGGUACAGGUGUGGUUUGGAAAGACGUUUCUUACCUGAUACACACUGGGAGUUUGACAUCAGAGUUACAGACGGUGAGUUUCUCCUGAGAGAGUUUGCCCACCCACUUUUAUCAACAUAAUGAGGAAACUAGAGGGCUGCACAAUUAAUCGAAAUGUUAUCCAAAUCACUGUAUGGCCAAGUGCAAUGUGUAAUUCACAAGAGCUACAGUUGGUUGAUGAAGGUAAAGCGAGACAGAACAGCAUUAUAAUGAAGUACUGUAGUGCUGCAGAGACAUCCUGGUC
This is a messenger RNA of Morone saxatilis (striped sea-bass), 6133 nucleotides long. RefSeq lists its product as uncharacterized. Lineage: Eukaryota; Metazoa; Chordata; Actinopteri; Moronidae. The record is from RefSeq and is a predicted model, not a curated record.